Messenger RNA from Monopterus albus (swamp eel), 4868 nucleotides. Its product is annotated as tetratricopeptide repeat protein 16. The coding region runs from base 165 to 2102 and encodes 645 amino acids. NCBI's taxonomy places the organism in Eukaryota, Metazoa, Chordata, Actinopteri, Synbranchiformes, Synbranchidae. The transcript has 13 exons. The record is from RefSeq and is a predicted model, not a curated record. Gene Ontology annotation, molecular function: protein binding.
UUCCUGUCGCGCGCGGCGUCGUGUUGAAGUUGGCUUCCAUAGUAACGUCCAGAUUUGUAGUAUCAUGCAGCAACUCUAAAAUGCUAACAAGGUGAAAAAGGCAGAGUAAAAAUUAUUGAACUAAUGUUAAAUAGCUUUCUCGGCUAACAUAGUUCAACAACACUAUGGACACGUCUGAGGAGAAAAAUAACCACACGCAGGCAGAAGAGCAGAGUUUAUAUCCCACCACUGUGUCAGAGGAGGAGCUGGAGGAGGCCAGGAGAAGAAACAUCUUCAAACACCGUUUUGGCCCCAGUAAAAUCUGGAGAGAUCCAGAAGAGAAACUCCCUCCAAGACCAGACCUACAGGGCAACCUCAUCAUCCGGACCAAGGCUGCAGAGCAUUACACAAAUGGAAAAGAGGCAAUGGGAAAGUCCCAGUAUGAGAAAGCUGUGAUCUGCUUCUCCAAAGCCAUCACACUGCAGCCAGAACAGACUCAGCUGUAUGUCAGCCAGGCAGAGGCCUACCUGCAGCUGUGUGACUUCCAGUCGUCAGCAGCUUGUUAUAAACAGGCCUGGCUCCUGGAGCCUGGAGCCUUCAGCGACCGCUUGGCCUUCAUUUACUAUCUCCAGGGCCAGUGUUUGUUUGACCGAGGCCUUUUCCUAGAUGCUUUUGAGGCCUUCAGCAAAGCUGCUGAGGUGAAGCCAGGCUGUAGGGCCUACACAGUCAGAAGCCUGGCCAGUUUGGCAGCUGCAGGGCACUGCUCUGAUUGUCUGAAGCUGGUGAACGACUGGAUGGUGUCAGGUCCUACCUCUGACCUUUACAUCCUCAGAGCGCAACUGCACAAGCAGCUCAACCAGACAUCUCAGUGUUAUCACGAUGUGAAGUCAGCGUUGGCGUUGAGUCCAGCAUGUCCACAGGCCAGAGCACUGCUGCUGCAGCUACAGGAAGCCAGUGAACGGGUCAGACAAAAGGCUGUGGACAGAGCUCUGACUGGACAGCUGCCUGAAGCCCUGUGCAUGAUCAGUGUCGCUUUGGAGAAUUGUCCGCAGGACGAACGCCUCUACCUGUUCAGAGGGAUUUUGUACCGACGUCUGAAAGACUUCACGGCCGCCAUCGAGGAUCUGGUCCAAGCCAUGGAGCUGAGUGAGGGGGAGGAGAGGGAGAAGGCGGUCAGAGGUCAGGUGGAGGCCAGACCCAAAAGGGAUGAACCUGAAUCUGUGCAAGAGGAGGCAGAGUUUCAGCUGGUUCUCACCUACAAUGAUUUUGCUGUUCAGUGCUUCAGUAGAGGCCUCUAUGCUGAGGCCACUCUGCUGCUCAACAAGGCCAUUGAGGAGGAGAAGGGCCAGGCUGGCCUAUACCUAAACCGAGGAGACUGUUUCUUUAAGCAGGGUGACUGGUAUUAUGCUCUGGCUGACUACCAGCAGGCUGAGGAGAUGAUGCGGCCUAAUGACCCGGCCAUCCGGCUCCGCCUCGCUGUCCUCCACCACACGCUGGGCUCUCUUUGUUUCCAGGAUGGGUGUUUCCAGGAGGCAGCUGACAUGUUUUCUCUGGCCAUUCAGUACAACCCCACAGCCAGUCAGUACUACGAGAACAGGGCCAAGGCCUUCCGAAAGGUGCUAAACCUGGACGGAGCCCGACAGGACUUCAUCUGCUUGCUGAUCCUGGACCCCACCAAUGAGGAGCUGCCUCCUAUGCUCAUGAGUCUGUUCCCUGGCUGCAGUAUGUCUGAUAUUUUGUCCAGUCCAGCAGGACACACAGUCAGAGUUCAGCUGAUGGACACCAUCCAGGCCUACAGUUCAUCAUCGGAACAACAAAGACUGAAUGAGAAUCUCCAAAAGAUGACUCUGACCAAUGAGAACACAGCGAGCCAGUCAGAAGACCCAUCUGAAGCAGGGAAGGCGCUGAAGUUGUGUGUAAAACAACAGGACAUACAGAUAACUGUGAAGAGCCUCCUGCAGGUUGACCGUUCAUCUGUGCACCACACGGGGCCACAGCUCAGCACCCAGCACCCCCCACCAACAUCCACAGAGUGGAACAGGACCAGCCUACCUUUACAUACAAAGGGAGGUCGCACUACAACGGGAGAUUUGGGGUGUUUGGAGCCCACAUCUCAGAAGUGACAGUGGAAUUACGUUUUGUUGUUGUUUUUAAAUAUUGUUUUUUAUUGCAAGUGCUGUUUUUGUAAGCGUGGAUUUCCUUUUGUCUUCUACUUUUUUAUAUAUUUAACACCUUUCACACUGAAGAAAUCUAUAAUAUGCAGAAUCACAACUAUGGUCCUUUAACUCAGACUUAUAGUUGGAAUUUAUACAGCAGAGAGAAAUCAUGCAACACAAGGAAUACACUUGCUUAUAUGAACAAACAGCACAUGUUACACCUGCAUAAUUUUUAAUUUUUACAGAGAAGAGAACAGUAGGCAGAGUUCAAGUCAACACUUCUAAAAUGCUGUGGUAUAAUCCUGUGCUGUAGAUGUACUGUAGACCAAGAGGUGGGAGCAGAGGCCCACUUUUAUCAUGCCGACAUUUACAGGAAGCUCCACUAUUUGACUCCCAUAUCUUGUUUAUAUAUGUCAUGAGCUCUAAAUGUUUGGCUUAAUGUACAUUGUGCAAGUCAUCUGAUUUGUCUAAUCUGCUCAAUUCAGCCCAUAAUUUCACCUAACCCGGGGAGUAAUCUGGUAAGAUUGUAGCAAAUAAAUUUUCUUGAUUGGUGAAGUUGUGGUGAAGAAACUUGAACUCCUUCUAAACUGAGACAAACCUGUGGGAACGUUGGUGAACAUACCUAGAGCUGUGCUCCUAUCAAACAGCUGUCAGAGAAAAGCUGAACUCUAUAUGUCAGACGUAACAUUACAGAGUGACAGGUUUCUUGGAUCAUAUCUAACCCGUUUUGUUCCACUGACCCUCAUAGUUCAGCUGAGCAGACAUAUUGAAUGUGACUGGUGAUCAGUAUGAGCAGUGAAGAUGUGUUGGCUGUUCUCUGAGGGGCAGCGUUAACUGCAGCUGUGGCACACGGGCUGCUGCCUCACCAUAGACAGCGCCCCUCCACACAGCUAACAGCACAAACAUGCCUGCCACAGUCACGUCACGCUGUGCACGUCACUGCUUCACUGACUGACCAAAACUGAGGCAGCAUAUUUUCUUGUUACCUUCCUGGAACAGGCUGCUGCAUGUGGACUAUUGGAGAAAGUGCUGUUUUCUGUUGUAGGGGUCAUGUUUUUAUUUGUUCAGAUGUCUUUCUUCAGUAUGUUUUGAUAACCAGUUCAAUUCCACACCACUGUGGGGUGUAUGCAGACAACGCACUCACACUCUUGUCAGGCAGUAUUUAAUGUGCUGACACUGUCCAUUUCACUGCAACGGGCUGCCCACUGCGACCUGCGGCGGACAGGCCUGGGUCCAGACCCUCAGAUCUGUGUGAGAUUGUUUCUGUUCUUGUCAGAACCACAGGUCCUUCUAAGGGUCAGUUGAUUCUGGAAAUUUUUAUGACCGAAGACAUUUUGCUGGUUAUGACAGCAGCUUUGUUAAGGUUAUGUCUUGAAUUUGGGGCCAAGAUUAGGAUUAGAUUUCUGUACUAUUAAAGCCAGGGAUUACACAGUGUGGUCUUCACAGAUAUAGUACAACAGUCCUGAAUGUGUGUGGGCUUCAGCCCUCACAGCACUGCAGGAUAGACGGUGGUCAUAAAGGAGCUGAAAAGUGUUUCACACUUGUGCUGUGAAAGGUUCGAGUUACCGUCCUGUCAGGGCCGGAGUCGCCGCCAGCCGGGAGGUGCUGAUGGCCCCGCCAGAUUUCUGAGCCCAGACAAAAACACUUUUCUCUGGGCACAGGAGCUGGCGGCUUGGAUCCCGGCUCACAGCAUUCCCUGGUGGAAGGGAGGUUCAUUCACGCUUUGGCUGAAGACUGUUUUGUCUAAGACGUGCAGAACAUGUUUGUAAUCUUUGGGUCGCGUUCAGGGCAGGUGACGUGCGUGGACGCACAGCUCCAUGUCCCCCUGAAGUAAAUGUGGAACGGGAUGUGGGUUUGCAACUGGAUUAGUGUUACUCAACCGGACUGGGCCUUAAAGUAGGUGCCAUUCAGGGCUUUUGUCAGUGGCCUUUCUGCACAUAUCACUGCAUUAUGAUGAUUAGGACAGUUCAGGCUGUUCCAUUCCAUCCUGUUCCAAAAGACCACAAACAGGGUCACAACUUAAUUUUAUUUGCUAAUAAACACUAUACUGUAUUUACUACUGCAAUAAAAUAUACAGGUCUUCAUUACAGUCUGAACAGUGCACAUUAGGGACAUAACCAGAGCCGCUCAGGUUGUGAACCAGAGUUAACAGGAGUCCACCUGCUGAUCCAGAAACAAAUCAAGAUGCUUCAGCUGAGUUACACACCGACCUCUAUGCUGCCAGUAUUCCUCCCUCCAUCUGAUGCUCCACACGGCACAUUGAGGACAUAAAAACCAUAAAAUGUGCUUCAUGGUCAUGUAAUUCUCAUAAGCGACCUCAGCCGCGUGGUUCCUUUCCCUGAGAGACGGGAAAGACGACAAACAGGGAGUGUGGAAAGACGGUGGCGAGCAGACGAAGGGUCUCCCCUGAGGAACAUUUCUAAAGACAAUUUAUAUAUUUUGGACAGAUAAACCAUCUGCCUGUUUGUUCUCAUAAGUUUUCCAGUCAGUUUUACUGGCUCGUCUCAGCCACCGUCUCCCCUUUUCUGUGUGUGUUCUUUAGUAGCAUGUUGCUUGUCCUCAGCUCUGGACAAGUGCUUCAGACACCUAUGAUGUUAUUGAGUCUUUUGAGGGCACUGGAGGCCUGCAUCGCUUUUUGUUCUUGCCCUUAAAUUUACCUACUGGCAACAGUGGCUGGUGGAUUCCUAAAGUUGCUGACUUUAAAUGUUCUACCAGCCAAAAAUCUUUUCUUUU